Messenger RNA from Drosophila serrata, 1161 nucleotides. RefSeq names its product Lipid droplet subset dehydrogenase 1 (gene Ldsdh1). Gene Ontology annotation, cellular component: lipid droplet. Lineage: Eukaryota; Metazoa; Arthropoda; Insecta; Diptera; Drosophilidae. The record is from RefSeq and is a predicted model, not a curated record. Gene Ontology annotation, molecular function: oxidoreductase activity, acting on the CH-OH group of donors, NAD or NADP as acceptor.
UACUUAGCUGUACAAUUUUCAGUUUGAAUUCGUUAACAGCCGCUAACGGUUUGCCCCCAAAAACUGGUCUCCCGACAUCCUUACGGAAUUCCUUUUUCAAUAGAAAUCUUUGAACAUGACCAAAGUGUCGCAAAGUGCUGGCAACAGCAACAAUGGCAACAGCACCGACAUCUACAACAUUGUCCUCCUGAUCGUGGACAUUGUGAUGCUGAUCGUCAAGUUCUGGAUUGCCAUUGUGGAGGCGAUAGUUAACCUGUUCCGUCCCGCUCCACUCGAGGAGGUCGGCGGCAAGGUGGUCCUGAUCACCGGCACUGGCCAUGGCAUGGGCAAGCAUAUGGCCCAGCAAUAUGCCAAACUGGGGGCCACCGUCAUCUGCUGGGAUGUGAAUGAGCAGACCAACAACCAGACGGUGAAGGAGAUCCAGAAGAGCGGCGGCAAGGCCCACGGCUACGUCUGCAAUGUGACCAAGCGGGAGGAGCUGCUGGAGCUGGCCCAGAAGGUGCGCAAGGAGCAUGGCUUCAUCCAUGUGGUGGUCAACAAUGCCGGCAUCAUGCCCUGCCAUCCCCUGCUGGAGCACACCGAGAACGAGAUCCGUCUGAUGUACGACAUCAAUGUGUUGUCGCACUUCUGGAUGAUCCAGGCCUUCCUGCCCGACAUGGUGGAGCGGAACGAGGGUAGCAUUGUGGCUCUGUCCUCCUGUGCCGGUCUCUUUGGGCUGAUUAAUCUGGUUCCAUACUGCGGCACCAAGUUCGCCGUUCGCGGAUACAUGGCCGCUCUGGCCGAGGAGCUGCGUUACAAGAAUCCCCAAAAUAAUGUCAAGCUGACCACCAUCUAUCCGUACAUGAUCGAUACGGGUCUGUGCAAGAAUCCCCGCUACCGUUUCCCCAGCCUGUUCAAACUGAUCUCUGCCGAUGCGGCUGCUGCCUCCAUUAUCGAGGCCCAGCGCCAGGGACUGGAGGAGGCUGCCAUUCCACGUCACUUUGUUGCUGUGGAGAAGAUCGGUCGCCUGAUACCGCGCAAGGCGAUGCGUUUGGUGAACGAUUUCCUCGACACGGGAGUUGAUACCGACAAGCACUAGUGGAGUUAUGGAGGAGAUUCCUGUAGGUCAUAAAGCUUUAACAUUGUUUUUUUUUUUUUACAACUAUGUACAACAACAACGAC